Messenger RNA from Acaulospora colombiana, 903 nucleotides. NCBI's taxonomy places the organism in Eukaryota, Fungi, Glomeromycota, Glomeromycetes, Diversisporales, Acaulosporaceae. The record is from the annotation of a GenBank genome assembly.
AUGGGUACGCCUAACGACGAGAUUUGGCCCGGUGUGAGCGAGCUACCAGAUUAUAAAAGUACAUUCCCGCAAUGGAGUCCACAACCUCUGGAGAACAUCAUUAAAAAUCUGGACGAAGUUGGUCUUGAUGUGGUACAAGUUAGUGAUCUGAUCUGCCUCUGUGCUUCAUCUCAACCAGCCCAGCCAAGGGCCCAAACAAAGGGCAAGCCACCGAAGGCUGCUUCACCAGCGCCUAACUUAUAUCAAUACGCCCGAGGACUCAGAUCUUUGGGCUUUGACAUGGAAUGGAAGCCAACUUUUAUCAAGGGUGAUAAGCCUAAUCGUGUCGCAGUCAUUCAAUUAUCAGGAGAAGAAGACUGCUUGCAGGAGAUUCUCGAGGCUACCAACAUUGCCAAAAUCGGAGUGGGAAUUGAAGGUGAUGCGGACAAGCUUAGGAAAGAUUGGGGAGUUGACAUCAGCAACUUGAUUGACCUGUCUCCAAUGGCCAGGGCCCUUGAUCCAUAUUGGGACGAACUGGACGAAAUAAGGGCAAAGGAAAGAGAGGCAGAACGUCUUCGCAAAGCGCAGGAAUUGGCAGCAGAAGCUGCUGCUAAGGGAGAGUCGACUCCAACCACCACCGAUGUAACAAGUUCAGGAGCAGAAGCGGGCAAAGCUAAGAAAAGGCGGCAUGGUGAUGAGAACGAACAAGAUCAGCGACCCAAAAGGGGUCGAGCUUUGGGUUUAGCAGAAUUGACUGAUCGAUACCUGUCCAUGCAAUUGCUGAAGACGAAAAGCAUCCGCCGAGGAAAUUGGGAAAAGAAAUUGACACCGGACCAGCUGAAUUAUGCCGCAAAUGAUGCUGCUGUAGCCUACGACAUCUAUUGCCACCUUCAACAGAUGGGAGCAAGCGGAGGUCACUCUUGA